This is a messenger RNA of Mytilinidion resinicola, 1011 nucleotides long. RefSeq lists its product as uncharacterized. Bases 1 to 1011 code for a protein of 336 amino acids. The record is from RefSeq and is a predicted model, not a curated record. The transcript has a single exon. Lineage: Eukaryota; Fungi; Ascomycota; Dothideomycetes; Mytilinidiales; Mytilinidiaceae.
AUGCCGCGCCUUCAUUGCAUUAGAUUCAACGCGGAUGACUGGAUUGGUACAAACAGGAGCCACCUGCGCGGUUGGAUGAACCGCAAAGAGCGGAAAUCCUUCGACAGGGUUUGGGAGCAAGUAUUCCCAGAUCUACAGCAGGAAAACAUACAUCUGCUUCCAUUUAAUUUCCUUGAUCUACAAUCUCAGAAUUAUAGUAGAAUCUACAGCCGCAAUCUGGGUAUGGAGUCGAUCGUCGUGUCGCGCAUAGUGGAAACACUCAAGAGCUCGGGCACGAGGAUACAAGAUCUCAGACAGGUUGAACAGGCUGAACAGGUCGAACAGUUCGGACAGCUCGGACAGCUCGGACAGCUCGGACAGCUCGGACAGGUCGAACAUGAUGGCUUUCUGGGGUACCUUCAGGGACAUGAACUCUUCAAUCUCCAAACUCUUCGCAUUAUAUAUCACCACAAUCUGGACCAGCGUAGGCUGACUUCCAUCCGUGGCCUUCUGCGUAGCCUAUCUACAUUGAAGGACUUCGAGAUCGCUAUACCAUCAGACUUCUGCCCUGACUUCACACCCCUCUGGGAAGGGCUCACCGGCACACCAUCCGCCAUCGAACGCCUUAAUGUCGAUUCUGAAAUCGACAUCAAUAAUACACAGCUGCACGCAGUCCUGGCCGCGCACACAAACAGUUUGCAGUCCGUGCUUCUCAGUAGAAUGGUGCUCACAGGAGAGUCAUGGGAUGUUGCACUAGCUCGCAUUGCGGCUGCAAGCUUUCCACGACUAAAGUACAUUGGUAUCGGGCUAGUGAGCCAGGAAUGCACUCACUUUGAUCCACAAUUCUCCUUCCUCGGUAACCAAGAUUAUUGCAAUUAUCAAGCUACAUUUGACGAGAAGGCUCUUCAUGGAGCGGGGUUCUGUAUCGAGUGUACUUAUUACAACAUAAGGCUAUGCCCGAGCAUCGUCUUCGGCUCGGAAGUAGUAACUGAGAGACGGAUCUUCGGUACUCUUUGCGACUCUGGGGUGUGA